This is a messenger RNA of Leopardus geoffroyi (Geoffroy's cat), 3314 nucleotides long. RefSeq names its product 5-beta-cholestane-3-alpha,7-alpha-diol 12-alpha-hydroxylase. The coding region runs from base 72 to 1577 and encodes 501 amino acids. The record is from RefSeq and is a predicted model, not a curated record. NCBI's taxonomy places the organism in Eukaryota, Metazoa, Chordata, Mammalia, Carnivora, Felidae. The transcript has a single exon. Gene Ontology annotation, molecular function: iron ion binding; heme binding; sterol 12-alpha-hydroxylase activity.
CAAGGCCUCUCAAAAGCUCUCUGGCACUUAGAGAACAGUGUGUCCAGAGCUCAACCUGGAAGAGCAUAGCCAUGGUGCUCUGGGGUCUGGUGCUGGGAACCCUGCUGGUGGCCGUGGUGGGGUGCCUGUGGCUGCUGGGGCUGUUCCGGCAACGCAGACCCCAGGAGCCCCCUCUGGAUAAGGGCUUCGUACCCUGGCUGGGCCAUGCCGUGGCUUUCCGGAAGAAUAUGUUUGAAUUCCUGAAGUAUAUGCGGGCCAAGCAUGGAGAUGUGUUCACAGUGCAGCUAGGGGGCCAGUACUUCACCUUUGUCAUGGACCCGCUCUCCUUUGGCUCCAUCCUCAAGGAUGCACAGAGAAAACUAGACUUUGUGAAAUAUGCAGAAAAACUGGUGUUAAAGGUAUUUGGCUACCGCUCCAUGCAGGGAGACCACCGGAUGAUACACUCUGCCAGCACCAAAUACCUCAUGGGGGAUGGCUUGGAGGAUCUCAACAAAACCAUGCUGGACAGCCUGUCCUUGGUUUUACUGGGGCCCACGGGCCAGAGUCUGGAUGCUGGUUGCUGGCGUGAAGACGGCCUCUUCCACUUCUGCUACAAUGUGUUGUUCAAGGCCGGCUACCUGAGCUUAUUUGGCUGUACGAAGAACCAGGAGCAGGACCUGCUACAGGCAGAGGAGUUAUUUGUCCAGUUCCGCAAGUUUGAUCUCUUGUUCCCCAGGUUUGUUUAUUCCUUGCUGGGGCCCUGGGAGUGGCUAGAAGUGGCCCGGCUCCAGCGGCUCUUCCACAGGAUGCUCUCCGUGAACCACAACCUUGAGAAGAAUGGCAUAAGCAACUGGAUCUCCUACAUGCUUCAGUGUCUGAGGGAGCAGGGAACGGCCCCAGCCAUGCAAGACAAGUUCAACUUCAUGAUGCUCUGGGCCUCUCAGGGGAACACGGGGCCUAAUUCUUUCUGGGCCCUUUUGUUCCUCCUAAAGCACCCGGAAGCCAUGCGUGCUGUGAGGGAGGAGGCUGCCCGAGUCCUAGGGGAGGCCAAGCUGAAGGCUAGGCAAUCCUUUGGCGUUGAGAUCAGCGCCCUGCACCACACGCCAGUGCUGGACAGCGUGAUGGAGGAGACGCUGAGGCUGGGGACCGCACCCACCCUCCUCAGAGUGGUGCACGGUGACCAUAUGCUGAAGAUGGCCAGUGGACAGGAGUACCUGCUCCGCAGUGGAGACAUCGUGGCCCUCUUCCCUUAUCUUUCAGUGCACAUGGAUCCUGACAUCCACCCGGAACCCACUGCCUUCAAAUACGAUCGCUUCCUCAACCCCAACGGUAGUCGCAAAGUGGACUUCUACAAGUCAGGCAAGAAGAUCCACCACUAUACCAUGCCGUGGGGCUCGGGUGUCUCCAUCUGCCCUGGGAGGUUCUUGGCCCUCAGUGAGAUGAAGCUUUUUGUCCUGCUCAUGGUCACAUACUUUGACCUGGAACUGGUGGAUCCUGAUACACCUGUGCCACCUGUGGACCCCCGGCGCUGGGGCUUUGGCACCACACAGCCGAGCCGUGAGGUGCGGUUCCGCUACCGCCUGCGUCCUGCCAAGUGAGCUCCGCCAAGGGGGCCGCAGGCCUGGCCAGGGAGACUCCAUUAGGGUCUCCGCCUCCUCUCACCCCUCUGAAGCCCCACCCUCACCCUCCGGUUCUGUGAUACCUCCUACCUGUGUCCUAGUCGCCUUCCUUGCUCUCUGGCUUUCCUCUAGCCACCUGAUGGGCUUAUCUUUCUCUCUUGGAACACCGUCUGUCACCGUGGGUUCUGCAGAACCUUCCUCUCGCAUGAAGUCCAGGGGAAGGGGGUGGAAAUCUGGGGGAAACUUAGUUGGGGAAAUGACGGCAUAGCUUGACGAGUCUUGCCGUACAGAAACCAGUCAUCAUGAGUAACACAGUGUCCUGCAAAUGUUAACCUCCACCCUCCCACCUCACUGUAUUAUCUUCCUCAAUGCUUACUCCACAUCCUGUGGAAUUCAGGUUCGUCCAAAGCAAUACGAGGCAAGCCACAUGUGUAAUUUUUAAUUUCCUAGUUGAUACAUUUUUUUAAAAGGUAAAAAGAAACAGGUGAAGUUAAUGUUUAUAAUAUACUUAACUUAGCCCAAUAGAUCAAAAAUAUUAGCAUUUCAAUAUGUCAAUAUAAGAACAUUAGUAAAAUAUGUAUUUUUUAGUAACAUUGGGACAAAAUAUAUAUAUAAAACAUUAGUAAAAAAAAUAUAUAUAUUUUUUUUUUUUAAAUUUCUUUUUGUGUGUGUGUUGCCUUCAAAAUCUGGUAUGUACUUUUUACCCUUGCAGUGUAUCUCACUUCAGACUAGCCACAUUCUAGUGCUCACCAACCACAUGUGGCUAGUGGCUCCUGAAUUAGAUAGAGCAGGUCUGGAGAAAUGCUGCCUUUCACAUAGGAGUUAUUCAAGGCCCCCCUCCCCCUCAGUGCCCUUGUCUCCCCUCCACACUCCCACCUCAGGGUGGUCUCAAUCCCUCCUGUGGUCUCCACAACCACAGCUGAGUUCAGAGCUCUCUCCUACUUCCAGACCCUCAAUCUCCCCGCUGGGGUCCCACAGCACCUCUGACUCAGUUUGGCCCACACAGAACUCAGCAUGUGUCUCCCCACCUCUGUCCUGAACCACCUCCUUCUCCGGAUUACCCUGCCUGCCUCUGCUCAGGACACCACCACCCACCCCAUCCCCCAGGACAGAUCUGGGAGAAACCGGAUCUCCUCCCCACUCUCACCCACAUACAGUCAGGCCCCAGUUCUGUCAGUUCAACCCUCUGUCGUGCCUCCGAAACUGUCCUCUUUUCCCCAGCCCCACUGUCAUUCCUAUGACUCAGCACUCUGCACACCAGGCCUGCCUGGCCCUCUGUGCACCCACCUGCCAGAGACCGUUCACCAGACCUUUUGCCUGUCAUACUUUCACUUUUCUGGUUCCCCAUCCCCUCCGUGCACCUGACAUUUAAAUUUUGCCACAGUUGAUCCCAAAUGUUCAGUCCAGUGCAAUUCAGCCUUACCAACUUUCUCCAGUGGAACUGCCUGGAAAGUACAGUUGCUUGCUUUUUACUGCCAACCUGGAGGCCUUCCUGGAUCUCACCCAUUCCAGCCUCUGGCCAGAAAUGGGCUCCCUCCCCUGAGGUUCCCUUGACACAGCUUGUGUCCCAGCACAUCUGUUACUUGUUGUUGCUCUCUGUUUCCUGCUUUCCUCCUCCUGCCCCCUCCCCUGGACUGCAGCCCACAGGGCUUGGUAUCUUAUUACUUCAUCCCUGACCCCCAAUUCCCUAAAUGGAGAUUAAAUGAUAGAAAAUUG